AUUGCUAUCCGACCACAAGAGUUUGGUCGUUUUUGCACUGAAAGCUAGAUUGACGUAGGUUUUAGACAGUCUCCUAAUUUGAUAUUCCUUGGGGGAAGAAUCAUGAUGAAGAAUUUAAUUUAAAACUGGCCAUCAAAAAAUAACGUUUCAUGCAAUUUACGGAUGCCGAUAUUUAAUUCUAACAUUGCCACCGUAACAAAGAACGCGUGAUCCCUAAAAAUAUAUCCGGUAUUAUUAUACAAAUAUAUUUUAAAAACAGUUUUAUCUUAUACGAACAGCGAAACUGACUUUCGGCGAUUUAAUAAGAAAGUGCAACUAAUGAAAGAAGUUUGGAAACAAUACCAGGAGAUCUAAUAUUAUUUUUGCCGUAUCUCAUCAACCAUGAGGAACUUGCUGUGUUUUUUGUUAAUUGUAACAACUGGUCUUUUGGACAUUUGCAGAUCACAAUGCACGAAGCCGAGUAAUUUGGAUCCAUUCUUGUCUGUGCUUGAUGGUCCAUAUAACGAGGGUCAGUUUAUAUCAAUCUCUUGCCUCAUGGGAGCCCUGUCGGGAGCUGAUUUCACUCUAUGUGUUGGAGGAUCAUUAACUAACCCGUUAGAAGAUAUCACUUGUGAUCUUGACUGCGAGUCACCUAUAACGGGACAGGAAUCACUUGGUGUCGUCGGGGGAGAUACGGCACCCUAUGCACAUCACACUGUUGUAACUUUUCAAUGUGCCAAUGACUACUCGGAGCCUCUGGCAGGACCAGAUUCAUCAACAUGUAAUAAUGGAACUUGGGAGCCAGAUCUUAGCCAGACAAAAUGCCAAGCUCCAUGUUUAGCACCUACUGGGACUUUUCAAGAAGGUAACGUAUUACUACAUGGUUCCAUAACCAACCUUACCUGCACGCUCAACGAAGACUAUGCAUUGCUUGAAUGCAACGACGGAGUUUUGUCUGAUACUACUUUCAGAUGUCCAGCUUGUUCGAGACCAGACGAUAUCGACACUAAUAUCGUCCUGAAUUCAGGCGAAGAUACAUUCUAUAAUGGUGAAUUUGUUAGUAUCACCUGCGCAGAAGGUUCAACGUUAAGUGGGAGUGCACCAUUCACAUUCUGUUCCGCAUCCGACGGUUCGUUCCAGACCACUUUAUCGGCUAUUACAUGCAACUUGGAUUGUUAUGACCCUGCCUUAAACCAAACAACAUUGCUAUCUACUGGUGAUCCAUACCCUCAUCAUUCAACGGCUUCGCUAUCAUGUGCCGAUGGAUACGGAAACAUACAGGGCGCCAAUCAACUGACAUGUAACAAUGGAACAUGGGAUCCAAGCCCAAGCUCAACGUCAUGUGAUGUCUUCUGUCUGUCGCCAUCAAAUGCGGACCCAGAAGGAUCAUAUGCUCCGGGUGAUAGCGUGGAAUUUACUUGCAAAUACGAUAACUCGAUGUCACUCCUACUCACAUGCAAUGGGGAAGCAGGACAAUGGAACCAGAAUCUAGAAUGCCCUGAUCCAACAACAACAAUAGAAAUCGGAACAACAGAGACGACAAUAGAUUAUUUACCGACGGAAAGCGACAUGUCUAUAACUAGUACAGCGGAUAUAUACAACACUGAGCUGACCACCGAGAUGCAGGAAAUUACGGAAGGAUAUACUUACGAAACUGAAACAGCUACAGUAGGGGAACCUGAAAUUACUGGUUAUUUUAGAACAGACACAACUUUAACAUCAUCGACGGAUUUUCCAACAUCAACCAUUUACAAGGGAACAGACGCGACUACAGAAGUUUUAACGGACGUUACCACGACUGGAGGGUCUGUUGUUGACGUAACAGAAAUUCCGUUUGCUACCACUUUAGAAACUUCAUUUUCUACCGAACAAAUCACUGAAUUAUAUAUCUCAACGAGAACUAUAGGAACGACAGACAUGUCUUCAGAAGUCUUAACGGACUUUACGGUUAGUGAAGGAUUAACAGAGGACGCAACGGGUGUUCCAACUGUAACGACUAAAGUUAUCACUGACCAAACAACUCGACAAGAUGUCUCAUCUAGAACGAUUGCCAUGGCAGAUUUAUCAACAGAAGGCAUAACUGACUUUUCUGCUACUCUAGAGUUUACGGAGGAAGGAACGGACAUUUCAACAGCAACCGAACCAUCUACUGAGUUCAAUGUCUCUACUGGAAUUUUAGGUGUAACAGACAUAUCUACAGGCGUCACAUCGGACUUAAGGCCUACCACUAUCACUACAGAGCUUACAGAGGAAAUAACGAAUACCUUGAUACCAACGACUGAAACUGUAAAUGUACAAACCACCGGACAAGAAUUCUCUACAAGAACGACGCCCAUGACAGACAUGACCACGGAAGUCUUGACAGACGUUACUAAUACUGAAGGUUUAACGCCAACAACUGAAUUGUCUAAAGAGCAAACCACAGAACUGGAAGUCCUUACGGGAACAGCAGGUUUGACAGACUUAUCUACGGAAGUCAUGACGGACGUUACUGUUUCCGAAGAAUUAACGCCAACAACUGAAUUGUCUAAAGAGCAAACCACAGAACUGGAAGUUCUUACGGGAACAACAGGUUUGACAGACUUAUCUACGGAAGUCAUAACGGACGCUACUUUUACUGAAGGAUUCAGCGAAACGACUGGAGUUUUCACAGGUCGAACCACUGAACUGGAUAUCUCUAUCGGAACGACAGGAACAGGGCAAACCCAAACUAGUUCUGUUAUGAUCGCAGAUCAAACGACUGAAAUACCUACACAUCCUACAACUCCACAAGAGACAGGGUCCACAUCGGCUAUAAAGACAAGGGAGCCAACUGAAAGAAGAACAACAGCGAGAACAACGACUAGCCCGAUCGAGGAAGGUUCCACUAUAAUACUUGAAGGCACUUGGGUCAUUGAGGAAAUCAAUGGUACGGAGGCAAAUUUCACGGAAGAUCUACAUGAUCCAAACAACGAGGCAUACCGAAAUUUGGCGGAAGCUUUAGAAAUGGCGAUCAGAGAUCUGCUUGUCGAACAGCUUGGUCUAACUUCCCUUAUUGAGGUACGUAUAGAUGGGUUUUCUGCUGGAAGCAUCGUAGUGGACUUUACACUGAUCUUCAACACAAACUUCACCGGAAAUGCGUCAGUGCUACAAGAUCUUAUUAUCGAAGCAGUAAAUGCAGAUGACGGUUUUGUUAACGGUACUCUAAGUCCAACCGUUUUGAGACUUAUCGCCGAACUUAUAAGAGUGAUUGAUAUAACAUCAUCGACGGAAGCUACCAUUGUGACGACAGAAGGGUCCAUUUUCUUAACAUCAACCGAUGUGGCUUCAGCUGCUACCACUGACCUGACCGAUACGGUGACCGAGCUAACGACAUUAGUUCUCACUACAGAUGUCACUACAGACAAUUCAACAGACACAGAAUUAAUUAUGACCAACGAACUCACAGGAUCAGUUGCUUCGACACGUUCAAUGCCCUUUACAGAUACUUCUACCGAUCUAACUACUGAUAUCCCCUCCAGUCCACAGACAAUUUCAACUGCCGAAACAGAGCUAACCACAAUCAUCCACAGCUCAGGAACAGAUAAGACGCUAUCCACGGAUUUGACUUCCGAUCCGAAUACGGAUACUCAAGAGACAACGUCAACUAUUGGCACUGUACAAGAUUCAACAAUCAUCAGCACGGGAACAUUACACGUAGUGACCACCACGAGCAAUAGCCAAUCCACAAUGACAGGUGAAACGUCCUCUACUAACAUAAGAACUGAUCCUAUUUCGGAUGCGACAUCCACUUCAGAGACAAUACCAUCUCUUAGCACAGGUCAAACUGGUAAUACCAUCAUUGCGGCUACAAAACAGGGUACCACCGUUUUAACUACAUAUAUGACAUUGUCUACUGAUUUAACAACUGAUCUUACAACUGAUUCAACCUCCACUUCGCAGACAACGCUACCUUAUACAUCAGAGCCAGUUACAACCCAUAUCAUCACAGGGAUAAAAAUGGUAACGUCAAGUUCGACCCUCGAAAGUUCCACAAUGACAGGGACGCCCUCUAUGGAUUCAAUGACUGGCCUUAUGACGGAACCACACUCCACUCCACAAACAAUGUCAACUCACGCCACGGAAUCGGUUACAACCACUAUCAACACUGAAACAGAAACGGUUACGGCAAGUACGACCGACGAAAGGUCCACGUUGACAGAUGGGCAUGCCUCUACGGAUUCGACAGUCGAUCUUACGACGGUUGCAGUCUCAACCCCAUCGACAAUGCCAACUCCUAUCACAAGUGCAAAAAUCUACACUACCGAGGGAGCUGACAAAACAACCGACGGAAUCGACCGAACCACAUCCGAAGGUUUGACGACUUUACGACCAACGUCGAGUGUUCAAACGACAGGCCAACAAACUACCAAAGCUUCUACGCAGUCAACAGAGAGGAGAGCAACUACAAAACCAGCUACAACAUCCAGGGCAGAGCCGUGUGGAAACAAUACAUGUGGAGCCCAAGAGUUCUGCUCAUCCAUCGGAUCAGUUUGCGAAUGCCUUCCUGGAAUAUUAAGACAAGAUAAUGGGCAGUGCAGUGAUGAAUGCAACAACACAUGUGACUUUGACACAGAACUCUGUGAAGGAAGCGAAUGCGCAUGCAGGCCCGGGAGAAGAAGGGACCCAGCUGGAAAUUGCGAAAAUUUCUUAGAGUAUUCGGUGUCGUGGACCAUCUUUGAAGUCAACGGCACUAAAGCUAACCUUACAGACGAUCUCACCGAUCCCAGCAGUGAGGCAUACCAGACGCUUGCCGAAGUCGUUUCUAACGCGAUACGUGAGCUUCUUUUAGAAAGGCUGAGCGAACAGAUAGGUGAAGGAACUCUCAUUGAAGUACAGAUAAAUGGCUUUCGGGAAGGCAGCAUCAUUGCUGAUUUCACCAUUGCAUUUACUUCUGCUUUGCUGUCUAAGCAAGGGGAUAAUCUCCAAAGUGAAAUGUAUAACCAAAUAAAAAAUGAAGAUCACUUUGCCAAUGACACGUCCACAUCUACGUCACUGCUGAUGCUUCAGAGUGCGAGUGGUUUAGUGGUAACAGAAUUGAAUGAUGGGGAGUGUACUGAUACGAGUUGUGACGAGAACGCCGUGUGUGUUAUCGUGUCGAAAACCGAGAACCCGGAUGGGUUUGUGUGCGAAUGUACUGAUGGAUUCACCAAUGUGCUCCAAGGUGAUUCAACAAGUAUCCUCGACUGCAGAGAGGACACUGGGACUACUGAACAACCGUCAUCCGGCUUAGCACCCUGGGAGGCAAUCAUCAUUGCACUCAGCACAUGUGCAGUAGCAGCAUUACUUUCCUUCUUCUGUUGUCUUGCGUACAUGCUAAGGGUCCAACGGAGACGAUAUUACAAGCAGCGGUUCCAGGACGACCUUCGUCCUGAUCCUCAACGUAAACAGCGUAGAUAUUCAAACGAUGAUAUCAUUCUACGUAAAGGGAAUUAUUACGAUGCUGGAAUGUACGCUGAAGAACGAGGCGCUGAUGGACCCAUGUUCUUUGCUAAAGUGUUUGAUGGGUCCGAAUCCCUUGGAUCCAGUGUUGACUCGGCACUCGACCCCGAAAUUGAGAGAUACGGACACUCCCUCAUGAGGAUGAGACAGCCGCCGGGGCGCGGGCCGAACGUUCUGCCUGAGACUGCGUUAGUGACCAUCUCUAGUCAUCGCAGGUCGAAUGAUAGAAGGGCCAAUGAGGGUCCAGAAUUCUCACCUGAUUUAUUGGUCAAGGAACCUGGUAUAAUCUUCAACGACUUGGCUAUGCAUUAAACCUGGGACUCCCGUAAUCGUGGAAUGCAAGCCAGUUUAAAGAUCCCAUCAUGAGCUGGAGGUGAAACCAAUCGAAUCGACAUAACUAAUUUCAUUAUAAAACUUUUUUCAUCAUCACCUAUUUAUUUUUUUACUUUUUACGAUGGUUUUUAUUACAAAUAAUUAAGACGAAGCGUAAACAGUAAUUGUAGGUUUAGCAAAUUAAACAUUACGUUGCAAAAAAAAAAAAAAGAUUCCUGUGUUAUCAAUAGAGAUGGUAGGGAGUUCUUGUAACUUCAAUAGGAACCAGUAAAUACGGUAAAUGUAUUGAAACAGUAAAGUGCCCGUCGGAGAACACACACAAAGACAAAACAAUGGUAAACCGGAACAUCAGUUUCAUCCUGAAUGUCGGAGCUGACGAAAAACUUUUAAUAUGUCAUUAAUCCAGAAAGUCUAAGAAAGCUGUAAUUUGAUUCACCAAUUGUUGACAAAGACUUCUCACUUAUAAUUUUUCAUUAGGACAUUUUGACAAUACAUUUUCUAUUUCUUGAGUCCGUUGCUGUUGCGAAAACUCUCUAUUGCUUUAAUCACACUGGAGAGAUACACUCCAAACCGACUGACGGUGUAUCAUUGAACAUAACGUAAACAAUAGAAUGGAGUGGAUUUCGAUGAUGUGACUGCAAAGACAGUUUUUUAAAUUGAUAUUUGUUGACAAUCCUUUUUGAUCUCUCUAUCAAGCAUUUAAUGACUCCUUUCCUGGUCAGUCAAACACACCGUUAUAAAAGUUAAGGUAUAUCUCGUUUUGAUAAAAUAAAUCAUGGAAGAGGGGUAAACAACCUCAUACAUGACCAUUGUUUGUUCAGCUAUCUAUACGUAUUUGAACAUGUUUAACCAAGAGUAUCCACCUUUAUAUUGGUUAUUCUCAUGAAGUGCAUUAUGAAUGACCUUUCGAUUCACGUUGAUGGAGCAAUUCAAUAAACAUAUCGCUCAUUUCUAUUCAGAACAGUAGUCUUGAUACUGUUAUAAAAUUAACGGAUGCAUUUUUUUUUUUUUGGGGGGGGAAUUGCCCUUAAAUUAAUUAAAUCUAAAGUGGUUUUAUAUUUUUCCCGGACGGUUUGAGGCCAUUCUGUUUAAAUAAACCUUCAUUUCACGACAGUACUAUAAGUCGAUGACAAAAAUCUGUCAACUUAUCUCACAAUGGUAUUAACUUUUAACGUUAAUAGUUUGCAUUACCUUACAUUGGUAACAAUUGUAUUUAUUCGAAUAGGACUAGAACCGUAUCUGAACUGUGGCAUGUUAAGAUAGUGCCAUUAUAAUUGUAUAAAUCGAUGUGACGUUGCUAACGGAUAAACUAUAUUUUUUGUUUUAAUGAAAGCGACAUUCUAUCCUUUAUCUAAACAAUACCCUUUAAUGUGCUUUCACUUUCUUCAAUGAUACGUUAUGUGUAAAUAGAGAGAUUAUGCUGCAUGCAAGAUUUACAAUGUGCCUAUUAUGUAUUCUUAUAGAAUCUAGAAAGUUAAAUACCAAGCCCCAGAAAGUUAAUAUAAUUGCAAAACUAAGUUCUUUACUAUGUAUUUUAUUUCAUAUCGUCGUCAUCAACACAUUGUAUAAUAUCAAUUUUGUAGAUUAUUUUUUUCCAUGCUAAAAAUACCAGUUUUUACUCUGAGGAUUGAAAGUAAUAUAUUCCUAUUCCACUUCUACAUUUGCAUAAUAAAUGAAUGAUAUAACAGAGUUUAAAUUUGGUCUGGUUUAUUGUUGUUUAGUUAAAAAAUAUUAAGUUUUUCUAUAAGAUAUUAAAUGAAUUGAUUCUUUUUAAGUUUGUACGUGCUCAUGAUACAAUUCAUGUUAAGAGCAGGAUACUCAUGACAAUGUUUUAUAUGUUACCAAACUGAUUUUGGAAUGAAAUAUAUGAUAUGCAAGUAUUCAAUCGUAAUAGUUACUAACUCCUGACCCAAAUUAACUGAAUUUCAUAUAAUAAAAAACGACCUUGGUUUUUAAUG
Lytechinus pictus (painted urchin) is the source of this 7730-nucleotide messenger RNA. RefSeq names its product mucin-3A-like. The record is from RefSeq and is a predicted model, not a curated record. Bases 382 to 5751 code for a protein of 1789 amino acids. Lineage: Eukaryota; Metazoa; Echinodermata; Echinoidea; Temnopleuroida; Toxopneustidae. The transcript has 21 exons.